Molecule: messenger RNA, 301 nt
Organism: Trypanosoma theileri
Lineage: Eukaryota; Euglenozoa; Kinetoplastea; Trypanosomatida; Trypanosomatidae
Exons: 1
Source: RefSeq, a predicted model, not a curated record
CAACGGCAGCAGUCUUAUUACAGUGGUCGAUCCACCCACUGAUCCGACACCCUCUCCUGAUGGUGGUGGUGGUGGUGGUGGUGACAAUGAUGGUGAUGAUGCUGGUGGUGACAAUAAUGGUGGUGGUGAUAAUAAUGGUGAUGGUGGUGGUGAUAAUGUUGGUGACGACAAUGCUGGUGAUGAUGACGAUAAUGUUGGUGGUGGUGGUGGCGGUGGUCAUGGUGAUGGUUGUGCCACUGCUUCCCCCAUCGCUCUGUCAGCUAUUGCCCUCAUGGUUAUCACGCCAAUGUUAUUACCGUAA